UAAUGCGGCGAAUGCGAAUGUGAAAAAAGCCGCACUCUGCCAAACCAAGGCGUAGACUUUUUUUUGCUGUUGUUUAAAAGAGUCAGCCACACUCCACAUCGACGCGAAAGUGUGUGCGAGCGGGAACUGUGUUAGCGGGGGUAUUAAGUUGAAUUUUUCUCACGACCCGUUUAAUAAUAACCGCUAAAAUUGUGGAAAAACAGGAGAAAACUCCAAAGCGGAAGAAGAAAGCUGCAGCCAGUAAAAUGUCUGCAGUUUAUUCGCCGCAGCCGCCGCCGUCGCAGCAGCAGCCACCAGCGCAGCAUCCGCCGGGAUCUGUGCAGUUGCCGCCGCCGCAGGCACCGCCACAGCAACAGCAACAAUCACAGCAACAGCAGCAACAACAACAACAGCCGCCUGGCAGUGGACAAGGGCCGCCAGGUGGCGUAGGAGUUGGGCCCAUGGGACCGAUGGGUCCGAUGCAGCAACGCGUUGGCCCCGGUCCCGUUGGCAAUCCAGUUGGCGGCGUCGGUGUUGGCGUCAUGAUGGGCACACCACCCAAUCCGAAUGCACAACGUGGCGGUGUGCCUACCCAGCAAGUCAACUCAGCUCAAAUACAGAAGAUGCUCGACGAGAAUUGCGGCCUUAUCCAGGCCAUACAGGACUUUCAAAACAUGGGGAAGUCACAGGAGUGCAUGAGCUACCACGUGGCUCUGCACAGAAAUCUGGUGUACUUAGCCCAGCUGGCCGAGCCUCAAAUGAACUUUGCCCAAAUGCUGCCUCCACCGCAUCUGCUGCAAUCGCAGGCAAUGCAACAAGGAAAUCAACCGCCGGCGCCUCAUAGCAUGGCGGGUGUGGGUGUGCCACCACCUGGACAACAGCAGCAGGUACAAGGGCAGCAGGGUGCACCGGGACCCCCGCCGCCGGGCAGUGUGAUCCAGUCGCAGAUGAUGCAGCAUGCCGCAGAGGCUGGCGUUGGCCCCGUACAAAUGCCGCCCUAUCCAGGCCAACAGCCACAGCCAACGCAUCCGGGCAUGCCACCCAACGCCCAACAGCAAUCUCAGCAACAACAACAACAACAGCAACAACAACAGCAGCAACAACAGCAGCAGCAGCAACAAGCUGGGCAAGUUCAGCAGACACCACAAGUCAGCCAGGCUGGCGGACCCCAGCCCCAGGCGGCCUAUCGCAACGUCCAAGCCGGCGCUGGCCAGGCGCAGGUCGUCAUCAAUGCGGCGCCCAACCAACAACAACAGCAGCAGCAGCAGAGGCCUAACAAUGGUCCACUGCCGCCUGGCCAGAAUCAAGCACCGCCGCCACAACAGCAGCAACAGCCGCCCAACCAGCAGCAACAGCCGCAACAGGGGCCGGGCCUAGUGCCGCCACCGCAAGCGCAGUAUCGGGUCAGCUAUCAGCAGCAACAGCAGCAGCAGCAGCAUGGCCACUAUCCGGGCUACCCGCCGCAGUCGCAGCCGCAGUACCAGCCACAGAAUGCGUAUCCAUAUGGACCCCCUGGACAGGGCUAUGGGCCGCCGCCUCCACCGCCAAAUGCCCAGGCUGCGUAUCAUCAUGCGGGCAUGCCGCCAACAUCGACGGCGGGCGGUGCACAGGGCGUGGUACACGCCUAUCAACCGAAUCAGAAUGCUGGCGGUGUUGCGGCUGGUGGUCAGCAACAACAAGCACCGCCGCCGGGUGCAUAUCCACCGCCGCCACCAGGCCAGCAAGUGACGCCAGGGCAGCAACCACCACCGCCACCAGCCCAGAUGUAUGGACCGCCACCGACGGCUGGCGGACAGGCAGGACCUGCAGGUCCACCUGGCCCACCGCAAAGUGUGCUGCCCAGUCAGUAUGGGCCACCCCCACCGCAGAACGCUGGUGCUGUGACGCCCGGGCCACCUCCUAUGGGCUACGCGGGCUAUCCGCCCAAUCAGUAUGGGCAGGCGGGUACGCCCGGCGGACCGCCCGGUAACUAUGGACCGCCACCCACUAGCCAAGCGCAGUCUCCGUAUCAGGCAUACCAGCAGGCUACAGGCGCGCCUCCCGGCAGUUAUCCCGGUCAACCGGUGCCUGGUCCACCAAGCGCCCAGCAGGUCAGCGUUGCGGGCACAAAUGCUGGACCGCCACCGCCGCCUGCCAGCUACAGCACGGCGCCCAGCCAGACUCCUCCGCCGCCACAGCAGCAACAGUCGGCGUCCAAUCAGCAGCAACAGCAGCAGGCGGGCAAUCCCAAUGGCCCCAAUACACCGCAGUCCACGCCGCCGCCACCAAGCUCAGUAGCUGGAGUGCCGCCAAACCAGCAAGCACCUGGGGCGGGCGCAGGCCAGCAGCAGCCACAAUACGCUCCGCAGCAGCAACAGCAGCCGCUGCAGCAACAACAGGGGCAACCUGGUCAGCAGCUAAGCGCUGUGGUUUCUGGUGUUUCGCCAUUGCCUACACAGCAGCAGUCAACCUACUCAACGCCACCUACUAGUGUGGCUGGCUAUGGGGCACCGCAGCAGCAGCAACAACAACAGCAGCAGCAGCAACAACAACAACAACAGCAGCAGCAGCAACCACAGGGUGGUCCGCAACCACAACAGGGCGGUCCGCCGCCUGGAGGACCACCAAACUCGAGUGCACCACCUCAACCGAAUGGGGCAACGCCGCCAAUGGCACCAAAUCAAUAUCAGCCAGCGCCUGGCUCACAGCCGUAUGGGGCGCCACCGCCGCCGCCACAGGGCUAUGGACCGCCGCCACCCGGAAGCGCUUAUCCGGGCCAUGGGUACCAUCAGCCGCCGCAGGCAGGCAGCUACGCGCAGUAUCCGCCGUCACAGGGUUACCAGGGCUACAGGCCAGCUCCGGCUGGUGCCCAAAUGCCGCCCCCAGGCGCACCACAGGGUCCGCCACCAGCGGGUGCCUAUGGUUAUUAUGGAAGUCAGCCACCACAGUGAGUUAGCCACACUGAAUGGCAACGACCAUUUUUCGCUUGGCAUCAAAGAUGGAUAACAAAGGAUGACAAGACCAGAAAUACGCGCCACGCAAUGUUCCUUCUCGCUCUAUCGCUACUCUCUCCCUGUCUUUCACUCUUUUUCUCUGUC
Drosophila navojoa is the source of this 3056-nucleotide messenger RNA. RefSeq lists its product as uncharacterized. Gene Ontology annotation, cellular component: nucleus. Lineage: Eukaryota; Metazoa; Arthropoda; Insecta; Diptera; Drosophilidae. Gene Ontology annotation, molecular function: transcription coactivator activity. The record is from RefSeq and is a predicted model, not a curated record. Gene Ontology annotation, biological process: positive regulation of transcription by RNA polymerase II.